Messenger RNA from Eupeodes corollae, 866 nucleotides. Its product is annotated as nucleolin-like. Bases 243 to 572 code for a protein of 109 amino acids. NCBI's taxonomy places the organism in Eukaryota, Metazoa, Arthropoda, Insecta, Diptera, Syrphidae. The transcript is spliced from 3 exons. Gene Ontology annotation, molecular function: DNA binding. The record is from RefSeq and is a predicted model, not a curated record.
ACCCCAUGAAAAAUUUCACACAGUCCAAUCCACGCAGUCCUUCAUCUCUAAGAAGGCUUCAUUCUGUUCUCUGGAGAAGUAUAGAUACUGACUCUGACUGGCAUAAAAGUCAAAAACGCGAUACGUGUAGGAACGCUUUGGCUUUGGUUUCGAGAGUGUACUAAGUUGAGAACAAAUUAAAAAAAAAAAGAGUAAACGAAAUUUUAUUUCGGACGUUUAAAUAAGUGGAUAAAUAAUAAACAAUGUCAGAUUCGGAAAACGUUGAAGUAAAAAAAAGGGGCCGCUCAUCCGCUGCUGAAAAGCGAACCCAUGUUUCAUCCAAUUCGAAAAAAGAAGACAAGCCUGCUAGCAAUACCGAUGGGGAGACACCAGCGAAACGUGGACGUGGUCGUCCCAAAGGUGCAACUAAGAAAAAUGGCAAUAAAACCCAAGCAAAGAAGUCAAAUAGUAGCAAAGGACGUGGACGACCUUCUAAAAAGAAGGACGAUUCUAGUGAAGAUGAAGAGACCGAAGGCAAUGAAGAAGAAGAAGAAAACGACGAAGAAGAUAAUGAAUCAAACUCUGAUGAAUAGAUUAUUCAUGAGUAUAAUAUGCGAUUGAAAUUGUAAUUGAAUCGAUAAAUUUAUUUAAGCGUAUAAAAUUAUUCAUUAAGAAAAACAAAAAUAUUUAUAAAUUCCAACAAAAAUUGUAUGAGCGCAAAAAGUAUUAAUACACCUACCUACCUAUUAUCGAAAUGUUCAUUAAUGUUCUUUAACAUUAAGCUAAAUGAAUGAAGUAAGAUGUGAAGUAUAAUUAUAACUAUAUUUGAUUAGUUCAUAUCGCAUUCAUACAAAAACUGAAUAAAACGAUGUACAUCUGAAUUAAAA